AUGGCUUUCCCUGUCAGCCUCGUCCUUUUGUCAAGCUGGACAGCUGUAGCUUUUACAUUUCCUCACAAUACCUUUGACAACAUUGUGCAAAGGUCAAGAGUCGAAUUUGAAUCCUCCGGCAGCGGACCAGACGACCACGUCCGGGGAAUAGUUAAGGUUGUCCAGCUGGACCCUCGUGUCCUGGCCCAGUCAGGGUUCCUGAGAAAGGGACUGAACCCCAGAAGAGCCUCCUCCCUGAGCUCCAGAUUUUCCUUCCCUGCUUUCCUGUCUCACGGGCGAGCAGGUCCAGCCCCGGCCCUCAAGACCCCAGUGAGUCCACUGCACCACCUGCACCCGAAAAUCCCCACUGAGAUGGAGCUCAAGAAGAGGCAAAGCCUGCAGAUGUGGCAGAGAGCCAUAAAUAAAGGGGAGAAGAUGACCAUGUCCCUGCCAGUCCACCUGAAGGACACUAAACAGACGUGCGCUGCGGUCCCUUUCACUCAGCGUGUGACGGCCGACGGAUGCGACACAGUAACGGUGCACAACAAGCUGUGUUUCGGCCAAUGCAGCUCCCUGUUCGUCCCGUCUGAAGGGGAGUUUGCAGGGCCGGGUGCUGGGACGGGGGCCCUGCACCACCGGGCCCCCUGCUCCCGCUGCGCCCCGUCCAAAGCUCGCACUGUGGCCGUGUCCCUGCGCUGCGGGGCCAAGGUCCGGGAGAAGAGAGUGAUGGUGGUGGAGGAGUGCAAGUGUGAGACGAGCCGUGAGGAAAAGAGCGCUGAGGCUGCACAUCUGUAA
Molecule: messenger RNA, 774 nt
Organism: Chelmon rostratus (copperband butterflyfish)
Lineage: Eukaryota; Metazoa; Chordata; Actinopteri; Chaetodontiformes; Chaetodontidae
Gene: dand5
Product: DAN domain family, member 5
Exons: 2
Coding region: 1-774 (257 amino acids)
Biological process (GO): determination of heart left/right asymmetry
Source: RefSeq, a predicted model, not a curated record